ACAAUUUCACAUUUGUAUCAUUAUUUUCAGUUAAAACAAAUAUUAUUAUUAUUUGUGUUGUAUUUUUUCUUUUUGUUGUUUUAUGUUUUUUUUUAAUCAAAAGUUUAUAUUUAAUGUAAAUGAAAUAGUGAGUGUUACAAAAACCAAAAACAUAUCGUAAGCAUCGUGAUAAAAACACUAUCAACAGGACUAUUGAUGUUAUCGAUUAUACAAUAAUUCAAUUUGUCGGUUCAUUUAUCGAAAAGGGUUGAGGGUGAAGCCUAAUUGAACAAUGAGUGAAUCAUGUGUGGAAACGCCUGAAGCACCAGCUUGGUUAUCCAAACUUGAGAGCCAGAGAGAGAAACUAAGUAAAGCUAGAUUAGGACAUGAUAGUGGUGCUGGAGCUCCAUGCAAUUCUUGUGGAUCAUCUUGUCCAGGAUUAGAUCUUCAUUUCUGGAGAAAAGUGUGUAGAGCUUGUCACUGUAGUAAGGAUGUACAUGAUGUUCAAGAUGAUGAUUUAUCUGGUUGGGCCCAGUUUGAACUUCUUGGUACAGCUAAACCUAAGAAGGCUUCCUUGCCUCUAAUAAAAAUUCGUGGAGUCACAGACAAGCCUGUUAAACUUGACUGGGUUCCUCCUAACGCUUCAACUGAAUUGGUGUCAGAAUACAUGUCGUGCCUUGGACCUCUCGCCCCUGUGUCCGGCAGUGAUGCUGCUCGUAAGCGUCGUGCACAACUCCGGACCCAACUGCCACCGCACGAUGUUGCAACAGCCGCUAGACAUCAUGCAAGUGAUCAGGAGAAAUCUGAACAUACCGAAUAUAUAACUCGUAUCAAGGAUCAUGUGGUGGGUAUGGGUAACGUCGUCAGGGUCGGCCCCUUACAAAGCGCCGAAAUAUGUUCUGUGGAAAAUAGCAAAGUACAUACUGCACCAAAAUCUUAUGCCCUGCCACUAAAAAUAUCCAAUAUAUCUAGGGGUGUCAAGUAUAAUAUUGUUCCCAAAAAUGCAUCUGAUAAAAAGCUUGUAUUGGAUUCCCAAGGUAAUGUUGUUAGUGCUGCCAAUUUGCCAGAUUAUAAGUCGAGCCCCAUACUUAGCCGAAUUGUCAAAGAUAAACUCCAUAUUAUGAGAAUUGAAUCUGAUAGAAUUAAGAGUGCUGUUGAACAUGGCCCUGUAUAUGAUAAGCUUUUAAAGAACCUAAGCGAUCUUAACUUGCCAGUAACAAAUGAUGUCUACUUGCAACCAAUCAAGUUAUUCAGAGACGAAUAUAAUAGAAAUCCUCAAUUCAAAGAGGAAGUCAAUGAGUUUGCCCAAAAAUCACUGGGGGCUCAAAUGAUACCAGACUUGUCAGUAAUAAACAACAAUAUAAUGGGAACAGCAAAACUACUUGAUAGUAGAUUGCAAAAGGGAACAAUUUUUGCUCCAAAUGGAGAAAUUUGGAGUUGGAAACAAGAACCAACAACACCUGAACAUAGUGGUACUCUUUGUUCCACAAAAAUAAGUCCUCAGUACUCUACAACCAUGAAACCUUUGAACCAAGUAGAGCCACAGCAAACGGCUCCUUUGAGGGAUUACCUCAGAAGCCACUCAGAAGAAGAUGCACCUCCACCACUGCCUAAUUACAAUACACACCCUGGAAUCAUGCCUAGUACUUUCACAGAAAUGCACUCAGAUGUACCCAUACAGGUUGGGAAUUAUAUGGAGCAACUUGAUCCUAUCAUGACUCAAUUUGCUGAUAUGUCACUUAAUCCAGCUGAAGUUGAGUUUAAUAGGAAACUAUAUAAUGAAGGAGUGCCUUGCCAGCGUUGUGAAAAGCCUAUGUUUGCGGGUGAGGUAGCAGUGAAAGCGGAACGGGCAGGACAAGAAGCCAUCUGGCAUCCACAAUGCUUCACUUGCUGCAAAUGUGGUGAACUCUUGGCAGAUUUAGUGUACUUUUACUACAAAGGAGAGAUAUAUUGUGCUAGAGACUUGGCGAACGUUCUUGAGAUACCACGCUGCGCCGGUUGCGAUGAAUUGAUAUUUACUAGACCUUACACAGCUGCCGAAGGACGGGCUUUUCAUGUACAGCACUUUUGCUGCUAUCACUGCGAUGCCCCUUUGGGAGGGAAGAAAUAUGUACCAGACGAUAAAACUGGAUUGCCAAUUUGUUUGACCUGCUAUGAUCAAUUUUAUGCCGAAAGAUGCCGCGCCUGUGGUGGAGUAAUUGGUCCAGAACAACAAGGUGUGUCAUGGGGUAACAUGCAUUGGCACGCUAAUUGUUUCAUAUGUUCUGGAAGAAUGUGUGGGAAAAGUUUGUUGAGUGGCCGUUUUGUUGUGAAACAGGAGAUGCCUUUCUGUAGCGUACCAUGUGUACAAAGUAAAAUUAAGUGAGAAAUAGAGGUUUUUUUAUAUCUAAAGAAUAUACAAUAUAUAAUUCUAGCUAUACUUAAAUAUUAAUUUGUAUCUCUCUAUUGGUUGAACUUAAUUUGCAUUUGAAAAUGGGUUUUUUAUAAUAUUUUACUGAACCAACAUUUCAUCAUUUCACUUCAACAAGUCAUACAAUAUAUGCUUAGACAUAUAAUAUUUGCUUUACGAGUUUAUAUCUCAAAGAAAUCCAUUCCUUUUCUGUAAUUUAAUAAGUAUUAUAAGAACAUAGUUUGUACAUUAAAUAAAGAUAUUAUGUAUAAGAUACCAUAAUAUUAUGUAGUACCUCAAACAUAAUUGGUAAUAUGGGAACAACAAUUAUAGAUAAGAAUUAUAUUUAUAUAGAAAUAUAUAGUAUUAGAGAAAAUUGUGUGAUAAUAUACAUGAGAAAAUUUUAUAUUUAAAAAGCAAAUAAGUUUAUUAAAAAACUGUUAAUUUAUGAAAAAAGUUUAUCUUUAAGCUUCAUAUAUGAAAUAAGUAUAAAAUUUGGCCAUUAUUAUACUAAAUAUAUUAUUUAUAUGUACUUUAAUUUAGGAUGUAAUGUAAAGGUAUUAUAAUAUGUGAUAAGUAAUCAGACAUGACAGGACAUUAUAGCUUGUGCCAUUGAAUGCAUUUAUAAAACAGUAAAAAAUAAAACAAAUAAAUUUA
Messenger RNA from Pieris rapae (cabbage white), 3025 nucleotides. RefSeq names its product testin (gene Tes). The record is from RefSeq and is a predicted model, not a curated record. Lineage: Eukaryota; Metazoa; Arthropoda; Insecta; Lepidoptera; Pieridae. The transcript has 6 exons. Gene Ontology annotation, molecular function: zinc ion binding. The coding region runs from base 272 to 2344 and encodes 690 amino acids.